GCGGCUCCCGGCGUGCAGCGCGCCGGGCCCGCGCGCCGGUGGAGGGGUGGUCGCGGGUUCGGGGCCGUUCCGCGGGUGUUCGGCGGCGGGAGCCUGGCGGCGCCGCUCCCCGCUCCGGCCUUGCGGCCCCGGCCGGGCUUGGCAGGUGGGGGUGUGAGGCUGUCAGGGAGCACGGCGACGUGCCAGCCGCGAGGAGCGACCGCUGUCUUCAUCCUGCUGCCGUUGCUGGAGGUCCCGUUCUGAGGCGCUGGGCCGUGUCUGUGUGGUGCUGACAGUUGGCGUGAGGUGAAAGGCACCUGACGCACGGAAACUGGAGAUGUUUGGCCAAGUACUGACCAGCAUCUAAAACACAUUAUUCAAAAUAGAUAAGUCUACCCAAAUGUGCUCCCAUCUCGUGUGUUUGUGGACACAGCCACGUGCAGAGCUUGGGAGGCUUCAGGAGUUCGGCUCUAAAGAGAGAAAUCCAGUUGUCAUCGAUUGAGCUCUUGAGCCUGUCCCAGCUGUGACCGGUGCUGGAGGACACGGUCUCCAAGGAAGGCAGUGGUGGUCAGGGACAGCAGCACCUUGCUUUGUUCAUUGCUGUUCAUCCUCUCUUUUGAUAGCUUUGACAUUUGAAGGAAAGAGGGAAGAAACAAGACCAUUACAGAGUUCUUCAAACCAGUUUUAAACCAAGACAGAACUGUGUUGUGCUCACCAGACAGAGGAAAUGUAAAAGAUGCAGGAAUUGGACUGUCGGCUUUAUGCACUGAACCUUUUGAAAAGAACAUAUCUUCUCCAAAGAAGGACAGAAGAAAAAAGAUGCCAGACCAAACACCAAACACAAGUCCUGUGAUAGAUGCUUUUCAGAGAGGACUUAAGGGGAAAAAGGACAGUGUAAACAUUUUAGAGAAUGGCAGAGCAUACAAGGCACCACGUUCAUUGUACCCUGCCCCUGAAGUUGUGAUCGAAAAAAUCCUUAUUGAUGCAGGGUCUCACAGCUGUAUCUUGACCAAAAAGGAUAAAACUGCCAAGUUGGAGCAGGGAAGAAAUGAGAAGUGUCUGGGUGUAACAAGAGCACCGUUGUCUUGUGGAAAUAGUUGGGAACAGAAAACUGACUACAUGGAUCUAGAAGACAGUAGUUCAGACUCUGACAAUUGGGUUUUGUCAUCAGAAGAAGGUGAUUCUCGAAAAGCUUUGGCUAGAACUAAUUUCGCUGUGAACAUGUCUCUGUGCCACAAACCAGGGCUUCCCAUGAAACGGCCCUGCGCUCCAGCUGUCUCUGAACUGAGGUUGCCAUUGGAAGCUCUCCGCAGAGAAAGGAAGCGGAAGAAACAUGGAAUUCAACAAUCGCAGCCACAUUCUGUAAGGGCGUUCUCAGGAACAAGUGUAUCACAUCAGGGAAAUGGAUAUCCUUUAAGAAAAACGUCACAUUCCGGCUCAAGGGAGACUGCCUCAGAUGACCCAUCUCAACCAAAGCCAAAGCAGGUUUCAACACACGAGGCAUCUUCUCCAAAUGCACUGAGAAUGUCAUCCGGGAUGACUGCUGGUAUGCAGAGGAGCCAGUCUGUUUCUUCUUGCUGCCUUUCAUCUGAGGUGUCUUCUGGGCGACCGAAACAAGUAGACUUUCCUGGGAAAAGAGAACACACUGCCGUGAGUUUGGAUGCAGACAGUUCAAAUCAAUCUGAAGUAUCAAGUUUGAGUGACCCUGCUUUUAGUAGGUUAUCUGCAAAUUGCAAAAACAGGAGGUCUGAAUUUAUAAAAAAUGUCUUUUUAAAGUCUACUUGUGAUGGUGUUCUGCAGCUAAUGGAAGGUGCUGCCCUACCUGGACACGAUUCCACUCUUCCAGAGGAAUACCUCAACUCAAGCAACGAAAAUGAGAAAAAUAAUUGUUCCUCUCUAGUUUUGUUUUCUUCAUAUUCUGCACACAGUCCUGAUAAAAAUAACCGCAUUUCUGUUGUGGAUACCAAAGAGAAUCAAUUGCAGGUGGCUAACUCAUGCUUUUUCUUGGAAAAGUCCAUUACUUUUUCUCAGGAAAAAACUACUGUGUUGCCUUCUCUCCAUCACUUAACACAAACAAAAGGUGUGGAAUCUCAUCUCCAGAAUGGUGGCUUGUCUCAGGUGUUGGAUGCUAAGAAGGAGCAAGAUGGGAAAACACCAGAAAGAUGUGCACACGAUAAAGCUUACAAUGUUCAAUCCAGCAACAGGUUUUCAAAAACAAAAGACAGGACUUCAGAGAAUGCUUCUGAUUCUUGUUCAGUGGAAGGUUCUGGGAAACUUGCUCUCUCAGAAGAGGCUGGUAAAAGUGUUCAGUGUUCAUUGUCUUUUAAAGAAGGACUUUUGGACAGGGGCCAUAUAUCUUCACAACUCUCAGGAGAGUUAAAAGUUGAAAACACCUGCACAGACAAGUCCAAAUUGAAUGGAGCAUCAAAAACUAGUUUUGACAGUGAAGAUGAGAGUUUGGAAUGUGCUCUAGAUGAUGACGACGAUGAUGACCAAGAAGUAUUUAUGCCACUGCAAGAUAUUCUCUCCUCAAGUCCCAAGCCACAGGCAGGAGCCCUGGAAGAGUCUUUUCUUGACAGUUUUUCUCAGGACACUGUGACUCCAUUACUGAAGCUUCAUCUUUCUAAGACUCCUGUUGUUAACCAGGUGUCAUAUGUGAACAGCUUAGAAAAUCUUUUGAAGGAGAAAGAAGAAUCAAAAAGGGUAGAUGAGCUAGAAAAGCUGUUGCAGGAAGACAUAGAAGGAAGGGAAACUGAUUCUGCAGCUGGAGAUGAUGAGGAGAAUGCCAGUGGAGAUGAAGACCUCUCAGAAGAACACAGGGCAUUUAUAAAGAGAUUUUCAGUAGUAACUCGUGCCAUACCUGACUACCACCCUGGAGAAGAUAUAUUUGAUUUAUCAACCUCUGGGAAAGUCUUCAAUCAACAUAACCUUGACUUGAGGAAUUUUCAUUUCAUCCCUCAAAAUCCUAUAGAAAAGCUCCUUCUUGGUUCUGGUGCAGCACAGCAGCUUUCUUUAGCUAUUAAUGGCUUUCUAAGUUCUGCUUACAGCUGUAUCUUGUGUCCCAUACCAAUUCUAAAGUGGCUUUUCCAGAUGAUGUCUGUUCAUCCUGAUUAUUGUGUUUCCACCCAGAUUUUAGACAGAUUGAUGGAGAUAACACUAAAAAAUGCUUCCAUCAGCGAUGAACAGUCUAAGCCAUGGAUUCCUUCACUAGCUGAUGUGUCAGCUGUUUUUGUCAAUAUGGGUGUUCCGUUUAGAUCUCUCUUUCCAUUGCAGCAUCUUCAGCCCAGCUUUAACGAGUGUGAUAUUUUAAGUCAGAUGCAAGAAACAGUGAGUGAACAACAGCCGAACGGAGACCAAACCUCUGCCAGUCCAGCCUUCUCCAGUCUACCAGAAAACAAUUUAAUUAAUGUGAUUAAGUUUCUAGGUUUCUGUACAACAGUAAUUCAAGGUGGAUAUACUGAUCAAGAAAUAUUACUGCUGCUUCUAUUGCUAUUUAAAAUAAGCUUGGAGAAACAGUUAAAGCAAAUUCCUUUGAUAGAUUUUCAGUGCCUUUUCAUAAAGCUUCUGAUAAGUAUAAAAGACUGGGCUACAAAGAUGCCUGAGCUCUGCCUGGCGAUGAGCGAACUCUCCAGUCAUCACCAUAAUCUCCUGUGGCUGGUUCAGCUGGUCCCGAGCUGGAUAAUACGUGGACGGGAAGUAAGAAGACGUCUCAGCCUAGUGACAAUUUCAAAGCUGCUUAAUAAACAGCAUAUAGGAAUACCUGAUGAGAGUGACCAGCAGAUGUCUCUUCUCCAUCAGUAUCUGGUGUACAUGAAACCUUCUAAUCUGCUGAAGAAGAUGAGAGAGGGGCUGGAGCAGCAGAGUGCCACUGGAGAUCACCUUCGCACAGAACUGGAACAGGAGGCAUACUACCUACUCUACAUCCUUCUUCAUCUAGUCAGCGAAGCUAGUUUCUUUGAUGUUGUAAAUUCUAAUCAAAGGCAACACUUACUGAAGCUUUGUGGUGCCUUAGAUAAGCACAUAAAAUGUGAUAUUAGGGAAGAUGCAAGGCUGUUCUAUCGAACUAAGGUAAAAGAUUUGGUUGCUAGGAUAUAUGGCAAAUGGCAAGAUAUGAUACAAACCACUCGGCUUACUCAGGGAAAACUGCAUGACUUCUGGGAGCCGGAUUAAUUAAAUCUUGCCAAGUUCAGGGAAAAUAACAUAAAACCUCUGAAAUCAAGGAAGAUGUAGAAUGAAUGGGGUUUCACUUUGGUCGGAACAGAAGAAAUCAUUCACCUGAGUUAGAACUUGAGCAUGAUUCAGGCAAAUAUGCAAAACACAAGGAUCAAAUUUGAUUAACAUUGCUUUUACUACAAAUACAGUAGUCCUGAAAAAUUGAAGUGGAUUAACUGAAAAAAAACCACAAACCCAGCUAUUUCUUAUAGCCCUGUUUGAAUUGGCGAGACAUACUUUAUCAUACUGAAAGCUGAGGGAAGUUUUCUCGUUUCCAGUGUUAAUCACAAGAGGUAUUUGAAAACCAUAUGUAUUGGUUUUCUUGCCAGCACCCACCUGCAAGCAUUGUGUUAGAUGGCUGGAAAGAGCUGCCCUGUGACGUGGGAUUUGAGCUCGGAAACAGUGUCAGACCUCCCCUGUUGUGAGCAGGUGAGCAAGUCGUUCAGAACUGGGCUGAAUAAAAGAGCUGCCUGCCUGUGUUAAUCUGCAAAGCAGAGCUGGUGUGGCCCUCCAGUGUCUCUAAAAAUAAAAUAAAAAAAAAAACAACAAACAAAAAACCAACAACAACAACAAAACCCCACCACCAAAAUACAGAAGUUGCGUGUGAACAAGUGGCUGCUCUUCUUUUGACUUGAGGGCAGAAACAGAGCUUAAGAGUGGCUGUGCCCAAACAGGUUAAGUGGAUGCUGCUUUGCUCUGUGGUUGUGUUUUAUCAAAUGACAAAACAGAAAUUGUUAUUACAGCGAUGCAUUCGUUUUAACUUCCUCAUCUUCAGACACUUACUUAUGCAGUGAAUGUGACUGCACAGGAAGUGAUUCUGUAAGACCAAGUUAUAAAUGAGAUCUUAUUACGCCAGUAGUAUUGUUGUACUGCUCUUUAAGAAACAAGCAAAUCUAUAUCUGGCUUUAGCACUUUCUCUAAAGAGAGAAAAUGUGGUUCUUAAAAUAUACACGUAGCGGAGAUUUGAAGAGAUGAGCAUUUGGCUACAUGUGUAAAAACUGUGAAAGCCAUAUGAGAUCUGAAUUCCUUUGUGUGAAGUCUCACCACACGUGCGGUAUGUGCACAAAGAUCCCAGAGCUAUUUGUGAAAUAACCAAAGGAAGAUGCGAUCUCCUUUUGUGCUCUCGGUGCAAAUGCCAUCAUUUAAAUCUCACGCUGUGGUUUGUCUGUAGGAUGUGUGUAUAUAUGAAGAAGAAAGUUAGGGUAUUUGGUAGAAGAACCAACUGGAGCUCCCUUAACAAUUGAGAUUUUUAAUAAUGUCAACAUGUGUGUUUUAGAAUACUGUUUCUUUUUAAUUUUUGUAGAUGACCUGUCUUGUCUUGUAUGAUAAAUUCCCUGUAACUUUCCAAAAUGAGAACUGCUAUAAGGUGGACAUGUCUUAUAGGAAAGGUAUUUUACUUGCAAAUUCAUCUUGAUUAUUUUGUCUUUCAUUUCAAGUGCUAGAGAGUGAGCUGAAGGCUGGGGCAUCUCUGUGUCCUUCACAGGAUAAUCAGCUUACCGUUGUUCAAACAAAAGUUGUGCUUGUGGCAUCGUUCAGGGGUGGAAAAAAAAACCCUUUUUUAAAUCUCAACAUGUUAUUUAAGAAUUGGCAAAAUCUACCUCAAAGGGUAUCUUUCUUUGGCAAUAGAACUGCUUUAGGCUAAAAAAACUAUGUCAUGUUAUGUAGGUAUGGCCACGCCAUCCUUUGCUAUGCCUGUGUUUGAUAGUGCAUCAACCUUUCCUCUGAUAGCAGUUACUUACUAUGUUGAAUAUAUCAUAUGUAAUUUUAUUAAUGUUUAUAUUUUUUCUCACUAAUGUCAUAUAAAGUUUAAAAAUAUGUAGAAAAUGUUUAUUGUAUGUAAUGUGUAUAUAUUUUCUUACCAUGUAAAGUUGAAGUUGCUGUUGUGUAUAUUUUGAAGAAGGAUGGGGGGGUUGAUUAACAGCUUUUGUACUGCAGUUCAAAGCACACUGAAACUGCUGGCUUUUUUUUUUUUUCAGAUAAAAUAACCACUUUGAUAUUUACUUUUAUUUAAUAGAACAAUGAAAAAAUAAAACCAGACAUGCUUUUCUAAUUAAGUGUCCCUACAUGCAGUGGGCGUGCCUCAGCUCUGUUUCACAAAAAAACGGCUGCAGGUCCUAUUUUAGUCUUGCAGCACAUGCUGUAGUUCUUGGGUUCACAGCUGAUUAGCUUACUAUAAAUGGAGAAGAUCUCGAAGUAAAUCUUAGCUCAGCCAUUCCUGCGUUUUCAUGCUUAAUGCCUGUGUAUACAUCCUGGCAUUUUCCAUCUCUCUCCCCCUCCCUCUUUGUCUGGACUUUUCCAUCUGUUUUGUAGCUGAGUAGUAAUUCCCCAGUUGCUUAAGUCUAGACAGGGGUUGACUUGGAGCUCGUCAGUGUCCUUAUGGAGGUGACCCCGAUGUUUCGCCGCAGAGUCUUCACGAGGGACAGCCGAGCUGAGUGCUGCUUCGGGACUCCUGGAUAUGAAAGAGCAAACCUGCUGCCGUUGUGUUUUUCUGACUCGUUUACUGGCCCCCAGAAAUUACAUGCAUUGGAGAAGGCUGUUUGCACAGUACAUGUCUUAACUGCUUUGGUUGUCUUCAGAUAAGCAUUUUGCACUGAGAUUUAUCUGUUGGUUUUAUGUUGGCUGUAUUAAGAGCCAUGUUGACUCAUUUCAUGUGAAAUUAGGUGCACUUUAUUGCAGUAAUCAUGGACAAAAAAUUAAAAGCUGACUAUAAAAUAUA
Messenger RNA from Columba livia (rock pigeon), 6907 nucleotides. RefSeq names its product SMC5-SMC6 complex localization factor 2 (gene SLF2). NCBI's taxonomy places the organism in Eukaryota, Metazoa, Chordata, Aves, Columbiformes, Columbidae. The record is from RefSeq and is a predicted model, not a curated record. Gene Ontology annotation, biological process: protein localization to site of double-strand break; DNA damage response; positive regulation of double-strand break repair. Bases 799 to 4149 code for a protein of 1116 amino acids. Gene Ontology annotation, cellular component: nucleus; site of double-strand break. The transcript is spliced from 20 exons.